Molecule: messenger RNA, 1215 nt
Organism: Cucurbita moschata (crookneck pumpkin)
Lineage: Eukaryota; Viridiplantae; Streptophyta; Magnoliopsida; Cucurbitales; Cucurbitaceae
Product: 29 kDa ribonucleoprotein, chloroplastic-like
Exons: 4
Coding region: 46-879 (277 amino acids)
Cellular component (GO): cytosol
Molecular function (GO): mRNA binding
Source: RefSeq, a predicted model, not a curated record
CGUUGGGCCUUUCUUUCAAGCCUUAUCUCAAAAAGCUCGGAAGCCAUGGCUGCCUCUGCGACGUUCCUCACGCUUUCAUCCCUAACCCCUAAAACCCUAUCUUUUUCUAACCCUAAAUUCGAACUUUUCUCGCUCAAUCCAUCUUCCAUUGGCUUUCGGUCGAAUCCGAUUUCCAUAUCCGCUUUGGUUCUUCGUUCUGAUAGGGUUUCUCCGGCGUUCUUCUCACGAUUCGUUAGAAAUGUCGCUGUCUCAUCCGAUUUUGACCAGGAGGAAGAUGUCCUCGACGUCGAUGGAGAUGAUUCCAGCUACGCUCCUGACCUCCAACUCUUCGUCGGAAAUCUUCCUUUCACUAUUGACAGUGCUCAACUCGCCGGUUUAUUCGAAAGCGCCGGACAAGUUGAGAGGGUCGAGGUGAUUUACGACAAGAUGACGGGACGAAGCAGGGGAUUUGGUUUUGUCACUAUGUCGAAUGUUGCAGAGGCUGAAGCAGCUGCUCAACAAUUUAACGGCUAUGAACUCGAGGGUAGACCACUGAGGGUAAAUUAUGGACCCCCUCCACCAAAAAGGGACGAUUCCUCUUUUAGGAGUUCAAAAAAUGCUUCAACGUUUGAUAACUCCAAUUGUGUUCAUGUGAGUAACCUCGCUUGGGGUGUUGAUGAUCUUACACUUGAGAACUUGUUUAGGGAACAAGGAAAUGUUGUGAAGGCAAAAGUAGUUUAUGACCGUGAUAGCGGAAGAUCUAGGGGGUUCGGUUUCGUAACAUAUAGUUCAGCAGAGGAAGUUAACAAUGCCAUUCAGUCCUUGGAUGGAGUUGACUUGAAUGGAAGAUCCAUCCGAGUGACCCAAGCAGAAGCAAGGCUGCCUAGGCGCCAGUUUUGAGUAUCAGAAGAGAUCAACGGUAAUUUAUGCUCAAUCUUGUUUUUCUACAUUUUGUUCUCCGAUAGCGAUAGUAAAUGGUGCCAAGUGAUUUAGCUAUACUUGCUCUGUGAACAGUGGGAUAUUUGAUUUUUACUUUUCAGAUUUUGCAUACAUCUAAGCUCCUAAACUUUAUGACUUCAAAUAUUUGUCGUGUCUCAAACUUACUUUAGGACGAGUGAAGCCUAAGAUUAGCAAGUUAUGUCACGAACAUUACAAAAUUUUGGUUCUUAACGGUUAAAACCGAUAUUUAAUAAAGGGUUUACAAGGAAGGACUUAAUAUCCUACGAAUUACUUUGG